UCGCCGCCCUGGUGGGUGAGCCUGCUGCACCGCCUGCCGCAUCUCAGCCUGCGCUGGGAGCUCACCGCCGCCGACUUCCGCCCGGACGACGCCGAGUACCAGCAGGCUCUGCUGCUGCUGGGUGGCAUCGCGCUCUCCUGCCUGGCUCUGGACCUGCUCUUCCUCUUGUUCUACUCCUUCUGGCUCUGCUGCCGCCACCGAAAGAGCGAAGAACACUUGAAUGCCGACUGCUGCUGCACAGCAUGGUGUGUCAUCAUCGCGACCCUGGUGUGCAGUGCUGGAAUUGCUGUUGGCUUCUAUGGGAAUGGAGAGACAAGUGAUGGCAUCCACAGGCUGACGUACUCCCUACGCCAUGCAAACCGCACUGUGGCAGGUGUCCAAGACCGGGUACUAGAUACCACAGUGGCCCUGAACCAAACAGCAGAGCCAAACUUGCUUAUCCUGGAGGAGAUGUUUGCAAAGCAGACAGACCACUUGCAUGUUAUCCAGAAACUGCAAAGUCUCUUGGAUGAUCUGGUCAGGCAAGCAACUGAGAUCCCCUUCUGGAAGAAUGAAGAGCUGUCUCUGGAGGAGCUGGCAAUUCAGAUUGACCUCUAUGACUGGUACAGGUGGCUCGGAUACCUGGGCCUGCUCCUGUUCCAUGUUCUGAUAUGUUUGUUGGUGCUCUUUGGGCUCAUCAGAAACUCCAGAGCCAUUCUUAUGGGGGUGUGCUUGCUUGGGGUGUUUGCCCUGAUUGUCAGCUGGGGGUCCUUGGGUCUGGAGCUGGCUGUUGCUGUGGGCUCCAGUGACUUCUGUAUUAACCCGGAUGCUUACAUCUCCAAAGUGGUUGAAGAGAACGCAGUGCUUAGUGCUGGUAAGUCUUGGGAUUGGCUUUGGCACAGCUACUGUGGCUCAGCUGUCACGUAGGAGUGUGGCAAUGGC
This is a messenger RNA of Meleagris gallopavo (turkey), 921 nucleotides long. The record is from RefSeq and is a predicted model, not a curated record. NCBI's taxonomy places the organism in Eukaryota, Metazoa, Chordata, Aves, Galliformes, Phasianidae.